ACAAAUCCUCUGAAGGCUUUUAAGAAAAGGAGAAAUGUUGGAAAGUCAAAGGGAACUAUACAACUCACGGAAAAGAUGAUAGAAGCUGGAGCCAGAGUGGAUGUGACCGACCAUCAUGGCAGAACACCACUGCAUUAUGUGGGACAGUCUCGAAAUUUAGGAAAUUAUAAGGGAAUGCAAGGGAUGAACGGAAUUAUGCAACUCACAAGAAUGAUGAUAGAAGCUGGAGCCAGAGUGAAUGUGGCUGAUGAUCAUGGCAGAACACCACUGCACUAUGCAGCACAGGCAGGAAAUUAUAAGUAUGUGAAAGAACUCCUCAAAGCUGGAGCUGAUGUUAAAGCAAUGGAUAUGGAUGGUGCAACACCACUUCUUAUGCAAAGCAGUUGUAACUGUCAUGAGGCUGUAAGACUGCUAUGGGCUGCAGGAAGCAACUUCCUUGACAUCCCACAGGAGUGUCGCAACAGAGCAGUGCAUUUAGCAGUAACAUCAGGAGAUUUAGAGGAUCAGAAAAUAGACAAGAUGACUAUUAAAGAGGAUGAGCGUGUAGCCAGUUUUAAAGUGUGGGAUGACGAACAAGGGGAAAAUAAAGAACAUGAAAUUUCCAUGGAAAAGGAUACAGUAAUUAAGACAGAACCAGAGGUUGAUAAAGAUGUAGAUGGAACAGGAGGGGUAAAACAAUAUGAAAAGGAGCAAAUAGACAGGGAGAAGGAGAAUGAAGUGAUACAAAUGGAAAGUAUUGAAAGUGAGGAGGAAGAGACAAGUAGUGGUAGUAGUGACAGUGAAGGGGGAGAAGAAGAGGUACCAGAGGAUACGUUUCUUUUCCAGAAUGCUGAUGAGGAGGAAAAAAUUAAUGUGUUUAUUAUUGGCAAGGAUAAGGAUGUGGCAACUUGUAGUGAGGAGGAACAGAGUUUAUGUGCAAUUAGAAGGGAGUCAAGAGAAGAGGGAAGCUCAGAGAUAGGUUGUAGAAAAUGGGAAUAUGAUAAUGUUGAAAGAGAUUUGUUGCAUGAAGGUGAAGAUAUGGGGGACAUUAAAGCUGGACAACCUUUUGUGAAAAUGAAAACCUAUGGUAGGGAGCAAAAGGAUCUUUUGGAUACAGGUAGUGAAAUAAGUGCUGUAUCAGAGGAAUUCUAUAACUGUAUAAAGGAAGGUAAUGAGGUAAUGGACAUACCUGUGUCGGGGUUAAAAAUAAUGGGUGCUACGGGCAAGUUGAGCAAAGUGGUCAAGUGA
This is a messenger RNA of Schistocerca nitens (vagrant locust), 1227 nucleotides long. Its product is annotated as ankyrin repeat domain-containing protein 12-like. The record is from RefSeq and is a predicted model, not a curated record. Gene Ontology annotation, molecular function: protein binding. Gene Ontology annotation, cellular component: ciliary inversin compartment. Gene Ontology annotation, biological process: protein localization to ciliary inversin compartment. The transcript has 8 exons. NCBI's taxonomy places the organism in Eukaryota, Metazoa, Arthropoda, Insecta, Orthoptera, Acrididae. Bases 76 to 1227 code for a protein of 383 amino acids.